Colletotrichum paranaense is the source of this 513-nucleotide messenger RNA. RefSeq lists its product as uncharacterized. Bases 1 to 513 code for a protein of 170 amino acids. Lineage: Eukaryota; Fungi; Ascomycota; Sordariomycetes; Glomerellales; Glomerellaceae. The transcript is spliced from 2 exons. The record is from RefSeq and is a predicted model, not a curated record.
AUGCGUGCUCAGUACCUCAUUCUUGCUGCAAUUGGCCUCGUGGCUGCCGCCCCUCUCGAUGUCAGAGGAGCAGAUGCCGAUGCUGAAGCUAUUCCCUUCUACCCAAAGAGGGGAGCUGAUGCAGAGGCGGAGGCUAUUCCCUUCUACCCCAAGCGCGGAGCCGACGCUGAAGCCGAGGCAAUUCCCUUUUACCCUAAGCGAGGAGCAGAUGCGGAGGCUGAAGCCAUUCCGUUUUACCCUAAGCGAGGAGCAGACGCGGAAGCCGAGGCCAUUCCCUUCUACCCCAAACGCGGUGCUGACGCCGAGGCGGAAGCUAUUCCUUUCUACCCGAAGAGGGAUGCUGAUGCGGAAGCCGAAGCGAUCCCUUUCUACCCCAAGAGAGGUGCUGAUGCCGAAGCUGAAGCCAUUCCAUUCUAUCCUAAGAGGGGCGCGGAGGCUGAGGCCGAGGCCAUCCCUUUCUACCCAAAGCGCUCCGCUGAUGCGGAAGCUGAGGCAAUUCCCUUCUACCCUUAA